Molecule: messenger RNA, 3252 nt
Organism: Rotaria sp. Silwood1
Lineage: Eukaryota; Metazoa; Rotifera; Eurotatoria; Philodinida; Philodinidae
Source: the annotation of a GenBank genome assembly
AUGAGUCAACAACGAAGGCGACGUAUGGCUGAAAAUUAUUUAGUCAUAUGGAUUGAUGCAAAUAUCAAUGCGGAAAAUGAAGAUUGUCAGUAUACACUCUCACAAUUGCGCGGUAUUGUCAAUGAAGUGAAGACUUGCAUCACAGCAGAAGAAUGCAUUGGGUUACUGAAUGAAAAUAAGGAGGAAACAUCUUUCGUUAUCUCGUCUGGACAACUUGGACAAGUUCUUGUACCAAAUAUUCACGGAAUGCGAAAUCUUGAUGCUAUAUAUAUCUUUUCUCGCAAAGAGGAAUUUCAUACAGAAUGGGCUAAACAUUGGACAAAAAUUAAAGGUGUCCACGACUCAAUCGAGUCCAUAUCCCAAGCAUUGCAAGUGGCUGUCAAGCAAUGCAAUCAAAAUAAUACAGUGGUCAGUAUAAUUAGUGCCGAUGUAGCUGGUUCUACCGAAAAUCUCAAUCAGCUAGAGCCAUCUUUCAUGUAUACUCAAAUAUUCAAGGAAAUACUGCUUGAUAUGAAACACGGUCAACAAGAUAUCAAAGAUUUGGUCACCUUCUGGCAGCACCAAUAUGAAGGUAAUGAAGCAGCACUCAAAAUUAUUGAUGAAUUUCAGCGUACUUAUAAUCCAACAUUCGCCAUAUGGUGGUAUACCAGUCAAUGUUUUACAUUCAACAUGCUUAAUCGAGCAUUACGUACGCUCGAUGGUGAUAUCAUUAUCCGAAUGGGAUUUUACUUAUGUGAUGUCCACCGACAAAUUGAAGAUUUACACAGCAAGCAAAUGAAUCAAUAUCAUGGUAAAACCUUCCUUGUUUAUCGAGGACAGGGACUACAGAAGGCAGACUUUGACAAGAUCACCAAAAAUGAAGGUGGACUUAUCUCAUUUAAUAACUUUUUAUCAACCAGUAAAGAUCGAGAUGUGUCUCUCGCUUUCGCCAAUAGUGCCUUAGGAGCACCAGAUAUGGUCGGUAUUCUUUUUCAAAUGACCAUCGAUCCUAAAGAAUCAUCGACUACAUUCGCUUCAAUCCAGGAAGUGAGUUAUUAUCAGGAAGAAGAGGAAAUACUCUUCUCGAUGCACACAGUUUUUCGAAUUGGUGAAGUUCGAAAAAUCGACAUGCACAAUCCACUUUAUGAAGUGGAUCUGAAACUUACAGCUGAUGACGAUCAACAACUACAUCAAUUAACUGAUCGUAUACGACAAGAAACAUCUGGUAGCACUGGAUGGUAUCGACUCGGUAACUUGCUACUCAAAAUACGUCAAUUCGACAAGGCCGAAGAAUUGUAUAUGGCAUUACUAGAACAGGCCACCGAGGACAGCAAGAAAGCAUAUAUCUAUCACGAGUUAGGUAGAGUGAAAUUACAACAAGGUCAAUAUGAAAAAGCUAUUCCGUUUUACGAAAAAUCCCUCGAAAUCCUCCGGAAAAAUCUACCAGAAGAUCACUCUUCAUUGGGUAAUCCCUACAACAACAUUGGUCUAGUGUAUCACAACAUGGGUAAUUACUCGAAAGCACUUGAAUUUUACCAAAAAGCAUCUAAAAUAAACGAAACAGCACUAUCUCCGGAUGAUCCCGAUUUGGCUACUUUAUACAACAACAUCGCUGGAGUGUAUCACAGCAUGGGUGACUACUCGAAAGCACUUGAAUUUAACGAAAAAGCACUUAAAAUAGAAGAAAACGCUCUGCCUUCGAAUCAUCCCUCAUUGGCUACUUCAUAUAGUAACAUCGGUGGUGUGUACAGAGACAUAGGUGACUACUCGAAAGCACUUGAAUUUUACGAAAAAGCACUUAAAAUAAGAGAAAAAUCUCUGCCUCCGAAUCAUCCCUAUUUGGCUACUUCAUGCAAUAAAAUUGGUGUAGUGUAUCACAACAUGGGUGACUACUCGAAAGCACUUGAAUUUUACGAAAAAGCACUUACAAUAGAAGAAAAAGCUCUGCCUCCGAAUCAUCCCUCAUUGGCUCAAUCCUACAACAACAUCGGGGAAGUGUAUCGCAACAUGGGUGACUACUCAAAAGCACUUGAAUUUUACGAAAAAUCACGUCAAAUCUUCGAAAAAGCUCUGCCUCCGAAUCAUCCAGAUUUGGCCAGUUCCUACAACAAUAUCGGAGAAGUGUGCCGGACCAUGGGUGACUACUCGAAAGCACUUGAGUUUUGCGAAAAAGCACAUCAAAUCUUCGAAAAAGCUCUGCCUUCGAAUCAUCCCUCAUUGGCUCAAUCCUACAACAACAUCGCUGUAGUGUAUAACAACAUGGGUGACUACACGAAAGCACUUGGAUUUUACGAAAAAGCACAUCAAAUCUUCGAAAAAGCUCUGCCUCCGAAUCAUCCCGAUUUCGCUCGUUCAUACCACAACAUUGGUGGAGUGUAUUACGCGAUGGGUAAUUACUCGAAAGCACUUGACUUUUACGAAAAAUCACAUCAAAUUUUGGAAAAAGCUCUGCCUCUGAAUCAUCCCGAUUUGGCUACUUCGUACAACAACAUUGGUUUACUGUAUAACAACAUGGGUGAUUACUCGAAAGCACUUGAAUUUCAGGAAAAAGCACUUAAAAUAAGAGAAAAAUCUCUGCCUCCGAAUCAUCCAGAUUUGGCUACUUCCUACAACCACAUCGGAGAAGUGUAUCGGAACAUGGGUGACUACUCGAAAGCACUUGACUUUUACGAAAAAACACAUCAAAUCUUCGAAAAAGCUCUACCUCCGAAUCAUCCCGAUUUGGCUACUUCGUACAACAGCAUUGGUCUAGUGUAUAACAACAUGGGUAAUUACUCGAAAGCAAUUGAAUUUUACGAAAAAUCACUUAAAAUAACAGAAAAAGCUCUCCCUCCGAAUCAUCCCAAUUUGGCUAACUCCUACAACAACAUUGGUGUAGUGUAUCACAACAUGGGUGACUACUCAAAAGCACUUGAAUUUUUCGAAAAAGCACUUAAAAUAAGAGAAAAAGCUUUGCCUCCGAAUCAUCCCUAUUUGGCUCUUUUCUACAACAACAUCGCUGGAGUGUAUAACAACAUGGAUGACUACCCGAAAGCACUUGAACUUUACGAAAAAGCACUUAAAAUGAUGGAAAAAUCUCUACCUGCGAAUCAUCCCGAUUUGGGUUAUUCCUACAACAAUAUUGGUAUGGUGUAUUUCGGCAAAGGAGACUACUCAAAAGCACUCUCAUUCCUAGAAAAGGCACUUGCUAUCCGACAAAAAUCACUUCCGUCAACACAUCCUCUAAUUCAAGAGACGAAAGAUAACAUUGACUAUGUGAAAAAGAAAAUGUAA